AUGGAGAAGAUCCUCCAGAAGAAGAAGGUCAAUAUAGCAUGUGUCCAGCAGACUGGGUGGGUAGGAUCGAAGGCGAGGGAUGCGGACGGGUAUAAGAUGUGGUACUCUGGAGUCCUGAAGGGUAAGAAUGGAUUGGGUAUUUUGGUGGAUAGGGAACUUAGAGAGUCUGUGGUAGAGGUUAGGCGGGUGAAUGAUAGAAUGACUAUUAAUUUGUUGGUUGGGGAGUGCACCCUAAAUGUCAUUAGCGCUUACGCGCCACAAGUGGCUUGGAUGAGGAGGUUAAAAGGCACUUCUAGGAGGGGUAGCUAUGGCGAGGUGCAUUGCGGCUUCAAUUUUGGGGAUGGGAACGGAGGAGGUACUUCAAUGUUGGAUUUCCCUAAGGUAUUUGAGUUGCUGAUUGCGAACUCUAGCUUUUUGAAGAGGGAGGAGCCUUUGGUUACUUUCCAUAGAACGGUGGCAAAGACUCGGAUUGAUUAUCUCCUCCUCAGGAUAUGUGAUAGAGGGUUGUGCAAGGAUUGCAAGGUUAUCCCGGGUGAGACCACCACGACGCAGAAUAGGCUCUUGGUAAUGGUCGUCGGUAUCAUGAUAAAGAGGAAGAAGAGGUAUGCACGAGGACGACCGAGGAUCAGGUGA
Messenger RNA from Nicotiana attenuata, 633 nucleotides. RefSeq lists its product as uncharacterized. The transcript has 2 exons. The record is from RefSeq and is a predicted model, not a curated record. Gene Ontology annotation, cellular component: nucleus. The coding region runs from base 1 to 633 and encodes 210 amino acids. Gene Ontology annotation, biological process: chromatin remodeling. NCBI's taxonomy places the organism in Eukaryota, Viridiplantae, Streptophyta, Magnoliopsida, Solanales, Solanaceae.